UCCCUCCCUCUCCAGUGUUGUACGGGGACAGCACGCACAUUAUCCAGCAGAGCCUCUCGGGUUUCCUGUUGGGAGGACCGUGAGAGCCCCACGCCUCAUUUCCACAGCUGCUGGACCAGAGGAGCGCCUGUCCUCCGCUGGCCCAGCUCAGAAAGGACUCAUCGAGGUGGAUCAUCUGCCAUGAGUUGAUCACCGGAUCAGCCUCCCGUUUCCUGCUCGGUCUGACACUUCUUCCACCUGUAAACAUGAGGUUGUGUGCUAACGCGAGGGCUCCCAGACAGGGCUGCAGCGGUGCUGUAGAAGCGAUGGCUUUGCUGCUGCUUCUGCUCCUGGGGCUCAGUCAGGCCCAGUCCGUGCCUCAGCAGACAGCCUGUGCGUCCUCAACCCCACAGAGCCUCAAGCAGCCUCAAUAUCAAAAUACCACACAGGAGGACACCGGUGUGGGUUUUAUGGCAGCCCUGGUCCAGUCCUUCCUCCACACAGUCCAGCCUAACCCCUUUCCUAAAGAUCUGAUCCUACAAUUAGUCCGGCAAUAUAACUUCAGUGAAGAUCUCAUCAGAGACGUUCUGCUGUACGAGGUGGGUUUCCUGGUGUGUUUGGCCAUCGGAAUCCUCUACAUCGUCCUGAUGCCCAUAGUUGGUUUGUUCCUGGCCUGUUGUCGCUGCUGCGGCAACUGUGGCGGGAAGAUGUAUCAGAAGCAGACAUCCUCCACUCACUGUCACAGAAGAGCCCUUUACUGGAGCGCGUUCGUCACCACAGGCAUCAUCCUGGCUGGGAACGUUUGCAUGUUCAAAAGCAAUGAAGCUCUCAGAGUGAGUGUGGAUCAGAGUCCCGUGGAACUCCACAACUCCUUGGACAACAUCCACACCUUCCUGACCUCUGCGCCUCAGCAAAUUGACUCUGUGGUGAAUGAGAGCUACAAAACAGUAGAGAAGGUUACAGGGAACCUCCACGACAUCGGACCUCAGCUGGGAGAAGAGAUCCAGAAACAGUUCAGAGGAACCCUGGAUCCAGCGCUGAACUCAGUGAAGCUUCUGGACCGAGAGACCGUUGACCUCAGCGACAGACUGAAGAAGCUGAACUCAUCGUUGGAAGAGCUGCAGUCCAGCAUGGACCUUCUCCAGGCCAACGUCACUGCUGUUAAAACCCGCAUCAAUCAGACCAUAUCGAAGCCGGCCUGUUCGGGCUGCGAAAACGUAAAACCAGAGCUAGACAAAAUAACAGUGGACACCUCCAUUUCAGUUCCUGAAUUGAAUGAGUUUCAGUCUGCGGUGGAUGAAGUUGUCAAAAGCAAUCUGAACUCCAGAAUCAGUGAGGUGGAAGAUUAUUUCCAAAGCAUCCCUCAGACGGUGACCGACGAAACCAAGGACAUAGUUCAGGACAGCAUCCAGGUUCUUGGUAACAUGAAAACACAGAUCUCCCAAGUUACCAGCGACAUCUCUCUAACCAGUGUGUUCCAAAACGUGUUGGGGCAACUGGGAACGGCACAAAUGGAGAUCAAUCGCGUCUUGCCGCAAGUUCAGAAAGCUGAGAACAUCAGAUGGGCGGUGUGUGUGGUGCUGUGCUGCGUGGUGCUCCUGGUGGUGGUGUGUUACUUCCUGGGCCUGGUCCUGGGUCCUCUGGGCCUCAGCCCCAAGUCAGACCCCACGAAGCGCUCGUACACAGCCAACUGCGGAGGCACCUUCCUGAUGAUGGGCGCAGGCUUCAGCCUCCUGUUCGCCUGGCUGUUCAUGAUCGCGGUGCUGAUUCUGUUUCUGCUGGGUGGAAAUGUUUAUACUCUGGUGUGCCAGCCCUGGAACAACGGACAACUGCUAGAGUUUAUCGACACUCCAGGUUUAAUUCCAGGGUUGGAUAUCGGUCCAAGUUUAGGCUUGAAAACCAACCUAAAUUUAACCAGUAUCUACAGAGACUGUGAGAAGAACCAGCCUCUGUGGACGACGCUGCACCUGCAUGAGCUGGUGGACCUCGACGAUCUGCUCAAUGUGUCUAAAUACACAGAGGAGAUCGAGAAGAACUUUGAGAACGCGGUCAUCUCUCUGUCCUCGGUCACCCUCCUCAGCACCGAGGUUAAAACCAAACUCAGGAGCGUCUCCUCCAAGGCUGAAGACUUUGACCCCACUCCCGUCACUCAGCAGAUUAACGAUUUCACCAGGAUCAGCCUGAAUUCAACAGCCGAUCAACUUGACACGCUUGCUGAUACUCAAUCAGACGGUGAUAUUCAAAGAGAACUCCGCGGUCAGGCCAGAGACCUGAGGCAAAUCCAAGCCAACAUAGAGCUAACCAUCAUCCCACAGCUGGAAAGCCUCAACUCCACCAUCAAGGGCUUUCAACCCACCGCCGAAAAAAUCAACGGAACCGUGGGGGAGGUGCUGAGCACAGUGGGAGCGGCACAAGAUUUCCUCAACACAAACACGACACAGAUCGUGAAGACCGAAAGCAGAAAGUUCUUGGACUGUCAGCUGGAUUACUUUAUUCUGUACGCGGACUGGGCCAAACACACUAUCACACAGCAGGUGGGCCGCUGUGGGCCGGUGGCCGGAGCUGUGGACUCGGUGGAAAUCGUCCUCUGCGCGUACAUGGUGGAGUCUCUGAAUGCGUUCUGGUUCAGUCUGGGUUGGUGCAUGAUCUUCUUCGUCCCCGGCAUCAUCUUUUCCAUCAAACUCGCCAAGUACUACAGGAGAAUGAAGUACACGGAUGUCUACGACAACCACGCGGCGGUAAACCACAUCCCCCGGGCACACACGAAAUUCACCUGAGAGGACGGCAUCAUGUGCAGUUUGGCUGGAAGGGACUCCAAAUUUAAAUGCGACAUCAAUAAACUCAAUAAAGCACCUGGAGCACUCCUGCACAGAUGUGGCACAUUGUCACUCCUAGGUAAAGACUGGAAAGGAGAGAGAGAGAGAGAAAAAAGGUGAUACUCUCUUCUUAAAGUUAUUUAUUUUAUAUUUCAAUUGGUCACUGUGGGAUGAAACAGCAAAAAACCUCUUAUAGAGUGAUGGCAGUGUUCAUACUGUGGUGAACAUGAGUGUAUUUUUUACAGCAGCGUUAAACUAAACCUCAGGAGGACACAGGGGGUCAGGGACACUGUGUUGAUCAUUUUAUUUUACACUUCAUCUCUGCAUCACCUCCAUGUCUUGGAUUCAUUUCAUGUAUGAAUGGAACGGCCGAUAAGUCCCUUGGAGCACACGCUCUACCUUUCAAACUCUAAGCAAUAUCCCAUUUCAUCACCUGUGAACGUUGCUGGACAUUUCUCUUAUUAAACAGCAUCUCUACGUUCCAACGAGGAACACUUUUAAACUGAAUUCUUCCUCUUUUACUUGCACUGAUGAUGAAAAUCAAAGCACAAUAUUGUGUGUUUUCUGUAUGAACGUUUAAUGAUUCUAACUGGUCUCAUAGAUUUCGCCAUUGCUGUUGCUGCUAUUUGCAAACUAAUGCCACAAAUUUUACCUUUUAUACUGUUUUUUCUGCAAAUACAUGGCUGUACGAUUUCUGUUUUUCACUGUGAUUCGACGCUGCCGUUUUUUUUAUUUAUACAUUUUGUACUUGAGAGUAGAUGUGUCUUAUUUGGCGUUAUGCGGCACUUUAUAAAGUCCAUGUUGUGAAAAUGACUGUGAAUAAAUAAUUACCACUGAUCAGCA
Salarias fasciatus (jewelled blenny) is the source of this 3638-nucleotide messenger RNA. It is a transcript of the gene prom2, whose product is annotated as prominin 2. Lineage: Eukaryota; Metazoa; Chordata; Actinopteri; Blenniiformes; Blenniidae. The transcript is spliced from 24 exons. The coding region runs from base 246 to 2756 and encodes 836 amino acids. Gene Ontology annotation, molecular function: cholesterol binding. Gene Ontology annotation, cellular component: apical plasma membrane; cilium; microvillus. The record is from RefSeq and is a predicted model, not a curated record.